CAUCUUUUACCUAUUUGCAGUUAGCGCCCCUCGACGUUAACCCGGUCAUCCACCAAACUUAGCCUGCAGCUCUUCCAGGUCUGAUAAUUCUCCAAUCGGGCGAGGUUGCUAGCUUCAACUUCACAAAUUGUUACUUUGUUUCGUUUUGUAAAUUCAGGGCGGGCCAUGUGGGAUGAAGUCCCAAUCAGUGGACAUCUUGAACACCGUCACAAGUCUCUGGCCCGAAGUGUAGGCUGCUCACCCCACCCAUCCCUACCGACCCGAUCCACUCUGCAACGGGACCAAGCUGUUGCGAUAAGGGAUUAUCGCAGUUCAAACAAACGCAAUGGACCGCACCACCACCGCGGCUGGCGGCGAUGACGCUGCCACCGAAAGCCUCGUAGACAUGACGAAGACAGCCUCACCGAAAUCAUUCUUAGAGCAUCAGCACCACAUACCCCAGAAUCACCGACACCCGGCACCGCCAUCGAUUCCCCAUCGACGCACCUCGUCGGGCGCAAACUUCUUCUCCAAGCUUCCCUUCGUGCGCUCCCUCUCUGAUGGCAAACAACAACAACAACAACAGCAGGACUACCAAAAUCAUCAGAAUCAAGACGUUGAAGAAGACGCUUCUCGCUCCCCGUCGACAUCCAUGUCGACGUUGACCCAGCAGCAGCAGCAAAAGUCGCGACGGAGAAAGGGGUCCCUUAGGAAGGUGGCCUUGCUGGGGAGGGGCGCGCAAAGGGAACGCAAGGAGGCUAAGCAGCUCACCAUUGACACAUCAUACAGCAUCUCUCGCAACAUGGACGGCGCCGCAUCCCGAUCAAACGCGAGCCUUGAGCAGGACCCUCUCGGGCUUAAUAUAUCGGACCUGACGCCGCGUCCUUCAAUGGAGGGAUACGCAAGCAGGUCGAGCGUCGCGGAUUCCUCUGUACCGCCGUCGACAAGUCCUCCGCGUUCCAACGAGACGGAACCUGGCAUCACUAGUCCCACAAUAUCCUACACCUCUACGACGGACGAAGACGAUGUAUUGCACAUACCAAACCAUAUCCCUUCUCCGUUAGGGCCAGACUUGUCGCUGUCGUCGGGCUCCGAUUCAUACUUCAAGAACCGCUCAAGACGGCGGUCUAUACUACAGGCCAAGUCACCGCUUUCAUACAGUGGGCUCUCCACGACGCCGUUACCCCCCAACGAUGUGGAAUGGGAUUACUCGGAGACGGAGUGGUGGGGUUGGGUCGUCCUGGUUGCAACUUGGAUCGUGUUUGUUAUUGGCAUGGGCUCGGUCCUGGGAAUCUGGAGCUGGGCUUGGGACGUCGGGACGACGCCGUACGCUCCCCCGGAGCUCGAGGAUGACCCGACGCUGCCCAUUGUGGGCUACUAUCCAGCUCUCAUGAUUCUCACAUGUAUCAUGGCUUGGGUGUGGGUUGUCGUGGCGUGGGUGGGCAUGAAGUAUUUUCGCCAUGCUAAGAUCAGCGGGGAGUAAAGAAGGAAUGGCUUUCGAUUGGGCGCUUUGCUUACGAUACUCGAUUGGCGUCUUUUUGGACGAGCAUACUUCAGCGCGGGCGUCCAUAUAGGAGUGGCGCCGCCGCGAUCACUUGUUUGGUGUUGGUUAUGGGGGUUAAAAGGGUGUUACAAAGCAAGCGAGCGUACGGAUGCUUGGGUUUACUCUUGUUUGGUAGGCGUAUGGGAAAAGCUAGUAUAGUUGUCACGAAGAAACAAACAACAGAAGCCU
This is a messenger RNA of Colletotrichum navitas, 1711 nucleotides long. RefSeq lists its product as uncharacterized. Bases 326 to 1462 code for a protein of 378 amino acids. NCBI's taxonomy places the organism in Eukaryota, Fungi, Ascomycota, Sordariomycetes, Glomerellales, Glomerellaceae. The transcript has a single exon. The record is from RefSeq and is a predicted model, not a curated record.